Molecule: messenger RNA, 2441 nt
Organism: Engraulis encrasicolus (European anchovy)
Lineage: Eukaryota; Metazoa; Chordata; Actinopteri; Clupeiformes; Engraulidae
Product: 5-hydroxytryptamine receptor 3A-like
Exons: 8
Coding region: 60-1316 (418 amino acids)
Biological process (GO): signal transduction; chemical synaptic transmission; regulation of membrane potential
Cellular component (GO): plasma membrane; synapse; neuron projection
Molecular function (GO): transmembrane signaling receptor activity; acetylcholine-gated monoatomic cation-selective channel activity
Source: RefSeq, a predicted model, not a curated record
UGUGUGUGUGUGCGUGCGUGUGUGUGCGUGGGUGCGUACAUGUGCGUGCAUCAGGUGUGAUGGGUGUGGAUUCUCCUAACUGUAGCUACGUGUCUCUCCUGAACCAUUUGGGGGUGGGACCUAAUAACCACAUCCACUCCGCGCUGCGUCCAGUCAAAAACUGGUGGACUCCCACCUACGUCAUGGUGGACCUAUACCUCUACGUCAUCAUAGACGUGAAUGAGAAGCACCAGAGUCUCACGACUGGAUUUUACACGACUAUGCUUUGGACCAGUGAGUUUCUGCGAUGGGACCCUGAGCACUUCUGUGAUAUCUACUUGAUGACAAUACCCAAGGAUUACGUCUGGAUACCGCCAAUCACUGUUAUGGAGAGUCUCGAGACUAAGCUAAGCUUCGAGGAGAGCUCCUAUGUGAGCCUCCAAGCGUCUGGUUUGGUUGGCACUGGAGACAGCUACAAGAUCACCAGCACCUGCAAGAUGGAGCUCUUCAAAUUCCCCUUCGACACCCAGCAGUGCAAGCUCACUGUACUAACCACCCUCAAUACCAUCGAACAGAUCCGUCUGUACCCGAUCUCCAACUCGUCGAGCGCAAUGUCGGGCUCCAUGACGGUGUUCCAGGCCCAGGGAGAGUGGGACCUAAUCAGCAUCAACGUCUCCAGACAAAGCCUGACCAUCAGGACCAGCACCUGGGACACCGUGGUCUACACGAUCGUGAUGUCUAGGCGACCGCAGCUGUACGUGAUCAACUUCCUGACUCCAGUCUUCCUCUUCCUGGUUCUGGACCUGAUGUCCUUCUUCAUGAACGAGGCGCGAGGAGAGAAGCUGAGCUUCAAGGUCACCUUGCUGCUGGCCAUCUCCGUUCUCCUGCUCAUCCUCCACGACAUGCUGCCCUCCACACAUGACAAAACGCCACUCAUAGCCGUGUUCUGCACUGGCAUCUUCAUAUUUGUGGGCUGCAGUAUCGUAGAGACCAUCGUUGUCAGCUUCCUGAUGCGUAUGGCCUCCAAGUGCGACCUAGCUGCGUUUAGUAGAGAGACCCCGGAGAAGAGGGCACAGGAAGAGGCCAGCCGGCAAGGUCCCGUUGUGUCUACUGUAAGUGUGGUGGAGGAGGGCACGGCCAUCGCUUCUCUGUUGCGCCUCCUGCUGGAGGAGGUGAGAACGCUGCGGCAGAGCACCUCCCCCCAACCCGCACAUGCAGGGAAGACCUGCGUGCGUCUGAAGACUGCCGCCAAAGCCAUCAACACACUCUAUUUCAUCCUCUACACCAUUGCAGCCAUCUGGUUCCUGGUUGAGGUGUUUAAGCAGUGGUUUUAUUAGCUAUAUAUGGGGGGUAGUGUAACAGUGGUAUUAUUAGCUGUAUUGGGCAGGGUAGUGUAACAGUGGCAUGAAUAACUUGCUGUAUAUGGAAGGGGGUGGUUCAGUCGUACUAUUACAAGCUGGCAGUUCCAAAGAGGGUGGACACUAGAACACUUUUUAAAGUGUAAAGAAUGUUUUGGUUGCUGUUUUCAUGUAGUUUUCUGAUGUUCUGAUGUUCAUACAGAGCCUGUCAAAACAAAAGUUGCCACCAAAAACAAGGUCACACACUCUAAUUUGUCACUGUACCCGUUUAACUUUGGUUUACACUCAUUUGCUGUGGAAUAUUUUAAUAAGCUUCUGUAAUACCACAUAUAAGGUGCAAUACGGUACAUAUACACAAUUCACAUACAGUACAUUCUUCCAUACCAAAGGAUGAGGUCUGGUAUUGAGAUAGAGUUCUGGAGUCUCUGGAGGGCAGUCCAUGUGUAAAAACGACUUCUCUUUCUAUUUGCCUUAUAUUCCAAUGACAAUGCCAGGACUAGGCUCAAAUUUCGAAACCAUGUUUCAGAGAUGACAUAUCAUUUUUAAAUAGAUUGGUCAUAUCUCAGCUCAGCUCGUUCAUACAGUACCCAUCAUCAAUGACGAUCUUGGUGAAGAAUGAAUACAACACUGGUUGGAAAUAAAUCCAGAGCUUAUUGAAACAAAACCACAGCAAAUGUUUGCCAUAAUCUAAAGCUAAAGCUGGUCCAGCAACAUGAACCUUUGUGUGUGUGACAUGUAUUCUUUCUUUAUUUAUUUAAAUGUAUUGAGCAAUAAGAAUGCAAAGAUACAGAGGGAAAAACUGUGUCUCCUUUUUUUUGGUGGCAACAUUUUUCUGGACAGGCUGUGUAUUUCUACAAGGAAAAUCUGUCUUGAAUAUAACCCAAAACAUAUCACCCCUACAUCGAGGACAGAAAACACUGAUAUGGAAAAAAAAACAAUUUUUAUUUUAUGUUGAAUGUAAACACAUUACCUAGCCUUUAGAUUGCAGUUUUACGGAUAAGGCUGGGAAACAUAACUGACACUUGUUAAACACAUUGUAUCUACAAAUGAUGAAUGCCUCUGAACAGGAAGUAACCAUAUGGCGAUGUAAGUAGGCCCUGCUUC